Molecule: messenger RNA, 1846 nt
Organism: Haplochromis burtoni (Burton's mouthbrooder)
Lineage: Eukaryota; Metazoa; Chordata; Actinopteri; Cichliformes; Cichlidae
Product: alpha-amylase-like
Exons: 5
Biological process (GO): proteolysis
Molecular function (GO): serine-type endopeptidase activity
Source: RefSeq, a predicted model, not a curated record
AGGCCAUUUAGAAACAACAAGCUGAACUGCAAAGUACAGAGUUGUCUCCACAACAAUCAAACCAGAUGCCACAUUGAUUUCAUCUCAUCCAAGACUAUAAAGUACUUCCAUAGAUUUCAUGGUGUUUUAGAAGAGUUCAUUUGUCAUAGUUGUGCUGUCAAAUGAAAAUAUUGACCUCAUUCUGUCCAUUGAUGUCAUAAGAUGGUUAGCUUAGCAUGAAAACUUUAAAUGGCAAAACCUGCUGCUAUUAAAUACAACUACCUCUGUGAGGUCAUUAAUGAACACUGAAACUAAGAUCAGGUGCAGCAAUGCAAAGUGGGAAAAAGACUCAGUGAGAAAAAGUCGUUUGUUUUGUUUGUGUGCAGCUGACCUCACGUCACAGUCACUGCUCAGUUCAACAACAUGUAAACAGAUGUUACUUGAGCUCUGUGGCUGAUACACACCCUGUAAAGCUUUGAUGUCUGCUAACCUUGAUGCACUCUGACCACGCUCUGCACCAGUCCAACAUAGAGCACCUCUGUAACCUUCACCACAGUGUUGUAAACUAACCAGUUUAACCUGCACUGAACUGUCUGAUACUUUCAUGCAACCUUUGGAAAACAGAUUUUACCCGUCGGCCUCCAUUAGCAUGGUGGUCUAUCUGGGCCGCAACAGGCGCUCAGGUCCAAACCCAAAUGAAGUGAAUCGCACUGUGGUAAACAUCACCUGCCAUCCUGGAUUCAACUCGUCGACUUGUGAGAACGACAUUUGUCUUCUGAAGCUGUCGGCUCCUGUGAAUUUCACAGACUACAUUCGGCCGAUCUGCUUAGCCUCACAAAACAGCACUUUCAACAGUGAGACCAGCAGCUGGGCCAUCGGCUUUGAUGAAAUCAGCAAUAACCUGCAGGAGGCAAACGUACCAAUAGUGGGAAACAAUGUGUGCAAAGCCAGAUAUCCAGGGCUCACAGACAGCAUCAUCUGUACUAGAGAGUCAUAUUUGGUGAGCACAAGUUUUAUUUAUUGUGUAAUCUGUUCUGAAAGGUCGACCUCUAACAGUUACACAUCUGUCCUGAUAACUUUCAUCACUGUCUUUCCACAGCUUAGUCUUGGGACACCACUGAUGACUCAGAGUGGAUCCGUCUGGCUCCAGAGUGGACUUCUCAUUGUGCCUGGAUGCUCUGAAAUUCCUUCAACCUACACUCCUGUCUCCCAGUACCAGAAAUGGAUCAGCGACACAGUUACAGGGACACCACCAGGCUUUGUUACCUUCCCUCCCCAGACAGUUCAUUACAAACCACCACUACUCCGACUGCUUCUCCCACUGCUCCUCCCACUGCUCUCCCACCGCUCUCCCACUGCUCCUCCCACUGCUGCUCCCACCUCUCCUUCCAGCGCUCCACCACUGCUCCUUCCCACUCCCACUGCUCCUCCCACUGCUGCUCCACCGCUUCACCCACUGCUCCUCCCACUGCUUCUCCCACUGCUGCUCCCACCGCUGCUCCCACCACUCCUUCCAGCGCUCCUCCCACUGCUUCCACUGCUGCUCCCACUGCUCCUCCCACUGCUGCUCCCACUGCUCCUCCCACUGCUUCUCCCACCACUUCUCUCACUGCUGCUCCCACCAUCCUCCACUGCUCCUCCCACUGCUUCUCCCACCGCUGCUCCCACCGCUCCUCCCACUGCUUCUACAACAGUGUACUUGGAUAGGCCAAACCGUUCCCCCAAGGUGAUUAAGAUGGCGCCGAAGCCGUGGGUGGAUAAAACCAUCCGCGACGCUCUGAGAUCCCGCACCGCUGCCUACAACACGGGACUCACGACGGGGGACAUGGACCCGUACAAAGCCGCGUCAUAUAACGUGCGGAGGGCG